This is a messenger RNA of Rhineura floridana, 4335 nucleotides long. It is a transcript of the gene TMEM132A, whose product is annotated as transmembrane protein 132A. NCBI's taxonomy places the organism in Eukaryota, Metazoa, Chordata, Lepidosauria, Squamata, Rhineuridae. The record is from RefSeq and is a predicted model, not a curated record. The transcript has 11 exons. Bases 311 to 3568 code for a protein of 1085 amino acids.
CGUCGUCUAGGGUGUCCUAGAGGUGCUCUAGGACCCAGCGACGGAGUGGGCAGGCGCUGGUCCCAUGUGCUCCGGUCCCCUCCCCCUGCCCGCCUAUCUCUAUUGUCUAAGGCUGAGCAGCCCGGCGGCGGCGGCGGCCCGGGUAGGGAUGAGCGGCUUGGGCAGCGCACGGGCGAGCGCGCACGGGCGGGAGCGCUGAUAGCCCGCUCGCACCUGGAAUUCCGCGCUGCAGACAUGCAUGUGGACAUGCGCCCCACAGCGCCGGGAGGGGGGAUCUGAGCGGAGGUAGGAGCGGAUCGGGUCCGGGAGAAUGGAAUCCCUUCGCGCUGCUGCCCCCUGGCUCUUGCUUGCCGUCGCGCUUGUUCACCUGCACGCCCCCCGAGUGGACUGUGAAUCUGAGCCCCCUGACGUGGUGUACCUGCCAGCUGAACUAAAAGUGCUCAAUGGCCCAGAGUAUUUCCGUCUUCAGCGUACAGAUCGCUACUUGCCAGGAAAUGCCUCCCUCGGCUCCCGCUCUGAGACCUUCCUCUUUCUCCACCGCCGACUCACAGGGAAGCCCACCGUCCAAGCUGGAUAUCCCCCUUUCACUGCCCAGCAGGCAGUACCAGCUGAUGACUCCAAGUUCCCAGACAUCUCCACUGCCUGGGACAUCCGGGCUGUCUCCAUCGAGGGCACAGUAUCUCCUUAUGAGCCAUAUGCCAGGGUCCUCUUCCACCUCCAAGGGCAGGACUGGAUGUCAGGACAGCAGGCGCUGCCGUGCGUCACCCUACAUGUCUUCCACCAGGCCCAGGUGAUUCACCGGGCCUGCCACCUCCAGGCACCGCUGGGGGUGUGCGUAGUGGAACUAGAGUUCCCCCCUCGCUGGUUCUCUCCUCCAGCUGGCAAUAGCCAGCGGAAGGGAGAGGAUUCAACCAUCACUCCUCUGAGGGCAGAGCUGUACUACACCGUGGAGCCCACGCUGCCUGGGAAGAUCCCUAGAGAGUGCCCCCAUGUGCGAAUGCAGGAAAGGCCACGCCCGGGCACUGAGGUCCCCAAGGAGAAACUGCACUAUGUGGGCCCGGUCGAUAUCAGAGUGAUGAGCCCUCCACGGCGCCAGGAAGUGCGGCUGGAUGACAAUGUGAUGGUCCGCGUUCCUGACAUGGCCCUGCGCCCGGGGCAGCUCUUCACAGCCACCCUCAUACUGCAACAGAACUUCACGGCUGACCUGCUGAUAGUCCGAGUCAAGGUGAAGAAAGGGUUACAGGUUCUAACUGCUCGCCCCACCAGGCCAGAAGUUUGGACUGCAAAGCUGGACAAGUUCAAGGGUACCAAACACCACACUGCUCUGGUCACUUGUCGACGUUCCAUUGUUAGUAGCUUGGACUGGAGGGCAGCAGAUUCCCCGGAGUUCCUGUACCUGGAUUUUGUAGUGGAGAAUGGCACAGGGGGCCUAGCUUCUACCCGCCCUGUCACCUGGCAAGUGGAGUAUCCUGGCCAGGAUCCCGAGGCUGAGAAGGAUAAGAUGGUGUGGGAGAUUCAAGUGUCAGAGCGAGAUGUGCGGGCCUUGGUUCCCUUGGUAAAGGAGCAAGAGAUUGUGAACACCGCACUCCUCACAGGAAUCCCUCAGUCCGUACCCGUGAAGCUGGUUGUGGUAGAGACUGGGGGAGCAGUGUCUGAGGUCACAGAGCAGAUGGGUUGUGAGUCUUCUAACAAGCAGGUCCUGCAGGUGUCCGAUGUGUGUGACGCUGUCUAUGUAGGGGGGAAAGAGAGCCGAGGGGCACGUGGUGUACGGGUGGAUUUCUGGUACCGUCGGCAGCAUGCUUCACUGCUCUUUACCGUCUGGGCACCACUGUUGCCUCUGCACAUUGAGCUGACAGACACCUCCCUGGAACAGGUACGAGGAUGGAGGGUACCUGGCCUGGCCUCGGAUGGCAGUCCAGCAGAACCUGAAGAGGGCGGCGAGGAAGGUGAGAGGAGAGCUCGUGCUUGCCGGCUCCAAUACCAACGUGCCGGCGUCCGUUUUCUUGCCCACUUUGUGGCUCACCCACUAGAUGGUGGCCGUCACCUGACCUAUAUGCCAAGCUCUGAUUGGCUGCUAGAUGUCUCUCAUCUGGUGCAAAAGCACGCUAGAAUCCAGGACCCCCGAGUGGCAACACUGGAAGAUGGGAGUGUAGUGGUUGGCCGUGAACCAGGAAUGACAUCUGUAGAGGUGCGUUCUCCUGUUUCUGACUCUAUCCUGGGGGAGCAGACCCUGGUGGUGUCGGAGGAGAAGGUCUCCGUCUCCGAGCUGCAGGCCCAGCUGGUGUCGGGCCUCUCAUUGACACUGUCUGUGGAGCCGAGACACCUGAAUGUCUUCACUGCCACGUGCCAGGGACUCUCUGCUCUGCGUUCCCUGAAGCAGGAAGCAAUACUGACCAUCUGGCUGGUAUUCACCGAUCACACCUUGGCUCCCAUAGAGCUUUAUGGCUGGCGGGAUGCGGUGCUCUCCCUUUCUUCCGUGAACCCUCGCGUGGUCUCUGUGCGGCUGGAUGAGGAGCAGGCUCGCCCAGUGGUCAUUGCCGAGGGGCCAGGCCAAGGAUCCCUCUUGCAACUCAGCCUGUAUCCUCCGGACUCCUGCCGUAAGGGCAAGCCUAGGGCUCCCCUCUCCCAGGGCACAAUGUGGCUGGAAGUGACCUUUGGCCAACGCCUCCCGACAACAAGCAGCCCACAGCCGCAGGAUCCCCGUCACCAUGGCGAGCCUCCUUUCCAGCGAGCAGAAGGGGCCAUGUCAGGUGAAGCAGUAACCGUGGCAGCUGUCACAGAGAGUGGGAGGGGGUCGAGAAGGCGUGGCCCAGCAAGGGUGGGGCCACCAAUGACCAAAUUUGAGGAGACUGGCGGCAACUCCUAUGAGGAUGCUGAAGAGGUGGAAGAGGAGGAGGAGGAAGAUGAGAUGGUGAAGGCGCCUGCAAAGGUGACGGAUCUGGAGAUCGGCAUGUACGUUCUCCUGGGAGUUUUCUGCCUUGCCAUCUUCAUCUUCCUCGUCAACUGUGUGGUCUUUGUACUUCGUUACCAGCGCAAGGAGCCUCCCGAUGCUGGUUCGGGGACAGCCUCUUCUGCCCAGCAGCCUCACAACUGGGUCUGGCUGGGCACUGACCAGGAGGAGCUGAGCCGGCAGCUGGAUCUGCGCAGCCAGCACUGCCAGGAUCGGCCCUUAGACCCUUCCAGCGCCGGUGAUGGCUGCUGCUGCUGCCCAGGGCCAGAGGGGAAGUUGGAGGCUGUGGCUCAAGAGAGCCCAGGACCACCGCCAGGGCCAGAAACAAGUGUGUCUGCUAGUACUGUAGGCCUGCCUGCCCCAGGAAGCCCAUCCCUCACCACCACUCUGUCCAGGAACAAGGAGGGCAGGGAGGGGGGUGGUCGGCGGAAGCGUGUGGAGUUUGUGACCUUUGCGACUCCCCCUGGCUCUGCUCCUAGCCCCCCAGCUUCUGCUCCAGCUGUCCAGUCCAUCCUGGUGGCCAGCGAAGAUGACAUCCGCUGGGUGUGCGAGGACAUGGGGCUGCACGAUCCAGAUGAGCUGCGCAGCUACAUGGAGAGGAUCCGGGGCAGCUCCUGACCUCAUGCUCUCCCGUGUCCCACCUGUACCCGUACGGGCAAACCAAUAAGGGUUCAGCAUUUGCUUCCCCCCCUCCCCUUGCGUACUCUCCCAGGGUCAUCCAGCUGGGCUUUCUACCUUUUUUUCCUUCUUAAGAGGGCUCUACACCAACAGGAAACCAGCCUUGGGUUACUCUGCUGGGAGCGGGAACUGGGCCAGAGAUACUCGUACUGCUCUCUAUGUUAGAGAUCUCCUUCCUCGGCUGUACCACUCAUCCCCUUCUCUUUUCGUUCUGGAGGGGGAUGUGCAGGCCAGAGUCAACCCCCUCCCGUUACUCUCUCAGUGGAGCUACCUCUCCUUCGUCUACCCUCAUCACUUCUCCCCCAUGCCCACCCCAAAAGGCUUUUCCUUGGGUUGGAGGGGGUAAGGGUUUUGCAGACUGGAAAUCAGCUGCCCGCCAGCAGUAAGCCAGCUGUGAUGUGCUCUGUAAGGGAACUAGGAGGGGGGGCUUUCCCCUGGGGCUCCCUUAUUGCUUUGACUCUCAUUGCCAGUUUGUGUCCAUUGUGAUGGUUUUAACAGCGAGUGUCCCUUCCUUCCUGUGGUCUGAGUCUGGGGCUCUUCCCCCCCCCACUCCAACUCCCCUCCAAGCCGGGCAAGGGCAGAGCUCCAGCAAGCACCAGCCAGUCCUUUUUCACCCCAGCUGUGUGCCUGGUGUCCUUAACAGUUUUGUACAAUCGCUCCUAUUUUAUACCUGUAGUAUUGGGAGGCUGCCAGGCAAGUCCUUUUAU